CUGGGUCGGCGCAUGCUCACUAGAUUCCAGCCUUCAGCGUGUCAUAGGUUUGAGAGCUGCCUCUGCGUGAGGGGAAUUUUGUCCUUCCCGGGCUUCCUUUGGGAGGAGAAGGAAGCCAUGGGGAGUUCUUCGGAGGCCCUUCGCUACGCCGAGUACGCACCUGGCAACGGGCCGGGCGUCAAGCCGGGCCUGGCCAGUUCUAUGAUAGCUGUUGGUCUUGGCGUUGCAGCUGUUGCUUUUGCAGGUCGUUAUGCAUUCCAUCUCUGGAAACCACUAGAACAAGUUUUCACAGAAACAGCAAGAAAAAUCUCAACUGCUAGUCUUUCUUCAUAUUACAAAGGAGGAUUUGAGCAGAAAAUGAAUAGACGAGAAGCUAGCCUUAUUUUAGGCAUAAGCCCAUCUGCUGGCAAGAACAAAAUUAGAGCUGCUCACAGACAAAUCAUGAUUCUGAAUCAUCCCGAUAAAGGUGGCUCUCCCUACUUAGCAACAAAAAUCAAUGAAGCAAAAGACUUGUUGGAAUCCAGCAAUAAACAUUAAGAACUGCAGAACUUCUGAUUAAAUGUGCAAAAAUGGAAAUGAGUCACCAAAAGAUUUCUAGCGCAGUUGAUUCCUGUUGAAUGCUGGACAAAAUUAUUGAUGUCUGCAGCUGUUAAUGGUUCCACAAACACUGAAGAUGCCAUUUCAUGAUUGAAUAAUAAAAGUCAGCUCUGCAUUUGGAAUGGAAUUUCACUUGUGCAAUUCUUGCAGGAAAAGUGCAUUACAUGAUAUUACAUUUGAAGCAUGACUCUAGCCUACAGAAAAGAUUCAUGAUCAGUACCAUGACUUUCCAUAGUUCCACUAUACAUAGUUCCACCUCAUCUCUCACAAUCCACACAAAUGUCUUAUUCCUGCCUUCCUCCCACAGCAUGGCUACAUAUUAGCCAGUGCAGAGCUACAGUAGCAGCAGAGAAGAAGCAUCUAAUUAUGUCCCUAUAACAUGGUGGACCUCAUUGAUAAAGCCGGGUAAAGUGGGGAGAGGAUAGCAUAGUUCUCUCCAAAAGAAUUUUAUGUUGCAUCUAUCUAUCUGAACUAUGACCUACUAUAGAAUCAUAGAGUUGGAAGACACCUCGUGAGCCAUCCAGUCCAACCCCCUACCAAGAAGCAGGAAAAUUGCAUUCAAAGCAACCCCGACAGAUGGCCAUCCAGCCUCUGUUUAAAAGCCUCUGAAGAAGCAGCCUACACAAACAUACAGGAGCCCUGUUCCAUAGUCUGUCUGACAACCCUAAAGACUACCCAAAGACCUACAAGAGUGUUAUAGAGAGAGUGCUGUGAUUAUACAUAUUUCUUUACAGAAGAAAGUGGCAUUGAACAUGGCAGAAACCCACAUGUUUUCAGCCUAAAGUUUUUCUGAGUUUACCUAGCUUUCCCCAACAUCUGUCACUUAAUAAUGAUAGAGAAGUGCUGACCCAACUGUUCUCCAGAAUAUUAUGGAAGACUGCAAAUUUUGUUGAUCUUGUCUAAUUAUCAUCUGUGAACAUUGUUUUCAAGCUGAUGUCUUUGUACUCUUUUUAGUGCUAUUUCUUGUAACAGUUGCAUUCCUUUUUGUCAGUUCCCAGUAUCUUCACAAUAUUAAUUUUAGACAGAGCUUUUAUGACUCCUCACCCUUGCACACUAAGCACAUUCACAGUCAGUGAAAUAUCUACUUUUUAAAAUAAUGUCGUAAUCUAUCUUUAAUAGAUUUACUGUUGAAACAUGUAGGCAAUAGUACUCAAGAGUCUUGAUAAUGCUUGUUUUAUUGAAUGUACUUUUCAUUUGUGUUUAUCAUUUGUGCCCUGAUAAAAGUUCCACAGCUUAUUGUACUUAUUAUCCACAGGUUAUUUUAUUUUUUCUUCUAUAUGAUAUAUUUUUGACAGUUUCUACAGCAGACUAAUUUAAAAAGUGCCUUUAAAUGAUUGCCUGAAUAUCUUGCCUGCACACUGAAAGCUUGAUUUACCUUUCACUAAUAAGGGAGCUGUGAGGAGAAAUGCAAAAGUUUCUUGGUUCCUACUGCAAUCUGUAUGCUAUCUGGCACAUUGCCCAAAAGCGCAAUUUCUCUGGUAGGCAAUGAAAAUGUUCUUCUGACCCAUUUUAUGAUCUGAUGACUGUUGCUGUUCCCAUCUAAAUGUCCUGUUUUGUUGCUCGGCUAGGGGAAAUAAUUUAUUAAAAAUUCACAUAAAAUUUUAAUGGAAACAUAAAUACACAUAAAACUGUUAAUGUUCCUUUCUGCUUUAAAUUAAACAUCCCUUUAUUUGUGUUA
Messenger RNA from Anolis sagrei ordinatus, 2275 nucleotides. RefSeq names its product DnaJ heat shock protein family (Hsp40) member C15 (gene DNAJC15). Gene Ontology annotation, biological process: protein import into mitochondrial matrix. Gene Ontology annotation, molecular function: ATPase activator activity. The record is from RefSeq and is a predicted model, not a curated record. Lineage: Eukaryota; Metazoa; Chordata; Lepidosauria; Squamata; Anolidae. Gene Ontology annotation, cellular component: PAM complex, Tim23 associated import motor.